AUGACCACUGUCAUUCUUUCUCCACCUUCUGGGCCUGCAAACUCACCUCCUACGAUGCCAACGAAUAACAAGAGCGUGCACAUGAGUGUAGCUCUUGACACGACAAAGGAGACAGCGGUUGGAGACACUGACAGUUCUACGAGCGCUUUAGUGGAUAUAGAACUCGAGCAGGAGCAUGACAAUGACGUGGAGCCAGAGGAAGAGCAAUACGAGAACGUCGAGGGAAUUGCCAAUGGUGUCUCUAACGAGAACGUUGUUGCUAUACUGGAACAGCGGCCCAUGAAGAAGCGGAGGCGCGUGUUUUUUGAGUGCGCAGACAUUGUAGAAUUUGAGCCGACUGUUUACACUACGAGUAUCACGUCAGGUGGUGUGCCUGUGGGCUUGUCACUGAAUGAGCGAUCGCGGUCCCGGCGGCGACUGGAUUCGUUUGAGAUGGAACGAAAGGACGAGCGUGUUGGGCGGCAAAGGUACAUGGAGGAGGGCUAUUUGGAGCCGCAAGAGCGUGAGAUUAUUCUGAAUAAUGCGGGAUGCGAGGAUCCGGUGAUAGCGUCGGUGGAAGCCGAGGUGAAUGCUAUUAUUCAGCUCAGACGUGAGUCGAAUGAGGUCGAUUUUGACUUUAUGUACGGCGUCAGUGAGAUGGAAGAUGACGAAGAGGAUGGUGAAGAAGAUGAGGAGGUGUCCACUAUAUUGUCAUUUGCACAGGUUGGCACUGGAGACGAAGUGCAGGAACAAAGCGACGAGAGUCCGGAAAUCAAGGCUGAAAAAGACGCAGUAACGCGCGAUGACCUAAUCUGUUUCGAUCAGGAGGGAAAGACUGCAUUAAUGGAGACUACGGUGGCUCGAUGCCGUGAUGACGAGCCGGAAGCUGCAUCGAUUUAG
Messenger RNA from Peronospora farinosa, 879 nucleotides. The record is from the annotation of a GenBank genome assembly. Lineage: Eukaryota; Oomycota; Peronosporomycetes; Peronosporales; Peronosporaceae.